This is a messenger RNA of Pongo pygmaeus (Bornean orangutan), 3292 nucleotides long. RefSeq names its product SP140 nuclear body protein (gene SP140). Gene Ontology annotation, molecular function: DNA-binding transcription factor activity, RNA polymerase II-specific; DNA binding; protein binding. NCBI's taxonomy places the organism in Eukaryota, Metazoa, Chordata, Mammalia, Primates, Hominidae. Bases 234 to 2759 code for a protein of 841 amino acids. The record is from RefSeq and is a predicted model, not a curated record. The transcript is spliced from 27 exons. Gene Ontology annotation, cellular component: nucleus. Gene Ontology annotation, biological process: regulation of transcription by RNA polymerase II.
CAGGACCUGGUUACCAAUCCUGUGGUAUUAGCUGGUCCAUUAGAAUGCAAGGUCUGAAAAAUACCUCAAACCCCAGUCUUAGGUUUUACAAUACUGAAGUUAUCUAUAGCAGCAAUUGCGGUGGUUAUGAAUCAUGUGACCUCCAGCUCCAUGACUCCUGAACCAUAAUUCUAAUCUUGUAGCCAAUUUGUUAGUUUUACAAAAGUGGUUUUGGUCCCAGAGCAAGGAGGAGGAUGGUCGCAGAGGUCCAGAACGUAGAGGGUCAGAACCUGCAGGAGCAGGUUUGCCCUGAGCCCAUUUUCAGGUUCUUCAGAGAAAACAAGGUGGAGAUUGCAAGUGCAAUAACAAGGCCAUUUCCUUUCCUUAUGGGCCUCCGAGACCGCUCCUUCAUCUCUGAGCAGAUGUAUGAACAUUUUCAAGAAGCUUUUAGAAACCUGGUCCCAGUGGCAAGAGUGAUGUAUUGUGUACUCAGUGAACUGGAGAAGACAUUUGGCUGGUCACAUCUGGAAGCAUUGUUCAGCAGGAUUAACCUGAUGGCCUAUCCUGAUUUAAACGAGAUUUACAGAAGCUUCCAAAAUGUAUGCUAUGAACACUCACCUCUCCAAAUGAAUAAUGUAAACGAGUUAGAAGAUAGACCCAGAUUACUACCAUAUGGUAAACAAGAGAACAGCAAUGCCUGUCAUGAAACGGGUGAUGUAGCAGUGCCUCAAGAAGCCUUGAGCUCCUCGCCAAGGUGUGAGCCAGGUUUCUCUUCAGAGUCUUGUGAGCAAUUAGCUCUCCCAAAGGCUGAUGGAGGAGACACAGAAGAUGCACCCAGCCUACUACCAAGUGGGGGAGUGUCCUGUAAACUUGCUAUACAAAUAGAUGAAGAAGAAUCAGAAGAAAUGCCCAAGUUACUGCCUUAUGAUACAGAAGUUCUAGAAAGCAACGGGAUGAUAGAUGCAGCAAGGACAUACAGCACAGCACCAGGGAAGAAAGAGGGAGACAAGGAAGGCAGGAAUAGUCCUGGAAAAAGAAACCAAGACAAGGAGAAGUACCAAGACAGUCCAGCGGGGAAAGACAGAGAGAUCUUUGAUCUAAAAACUCCCCAAGUCACUAAUGAAGGAGAACCAGAGAAGGGGCUCAGUCUACUACCAGGUGAAGGAGAAGAGGGCAGUGAUGACUGUUCAGAAAUGGGUGAUGGAGAAGAGCCCCAGGAAGCCUCUAGCUCCCUAGCAAGACGUGGAUCAGAGACCUUUCAUCUAAAGACUCCCCAAGUCACUAAUGAAGGAGAACCAGAGAAGGGGCUCGGUCUACUACCAGAUGAAGAAGAAGAGGGCAGUGAUGACUGUUCGGAAAUGUGUGAUGGAGAAGAGCCCCAGGAAGCCUCUAGCUCCCUGGCAAGACGUGGGUCAGUGUCUAGUGAACUAGAAGAUCACCCGAUGAAUGAAGAAGGAGAAUCAGAAGAGCUUGCUUCUAGCCUGCUACAUGAUGAUGUACCAGGAGCAGAGCAAUCAGCAUAUGAAAAUGAGAAGUGUUCCUGUGUCAUGUGUUUCUCAGAAGAGGUGCCAGGAAGCCCAGAAGCAAGGAUGGGAAGUGAUCAAGCGUGUGGCACAAUGGAUACUGUGGAUAUUGGAAACAACUCCACUUUGGGAAAACCCAAGAGGCAAAGAAGAAAAAAGAGGGGGCAUGGCUGGAGCAGAAUGAGAACGAGAAGGCAGAAAAACGGCCAACAAAAUGAUAAUAGCAAAGCCGACGGCCAGCUGGUCUCCAGUGAAAAGAAGGCGAACGUGAAUCUGAAAGGCCUUUCCAAGAUUAGGAGGAGAAAGAGAGGCAAACCUGGAACCCGCUUCACUCAGAGUGACAGAGCUCCACAGAAAAGAGUCCGAUCAAGAGCUUCAAGAAAGCACAAAGAUGAAACUAUGGAUUUUAAGGCUCCUUUGCUUCCAGUGACCUGUGGUGGGGUGAACGGAAUUUUACAUAAGAAGAAAUUGAAGCAAGGAAUCUUGGUGAAGUGUAUACAGACUGAGGAUGGAAAAUGGUUCACCCCCACGGAAUUUGAAAUCAAAGGAGGCCACGCAAGAUCAAAGAACUGGAGGCUGAGUGUGCGCUGUGGCGGGUGGCCCCUACGAUGGCUGAUGGAGAAUGGAUUUCUGCAUGAUCCUCCAAGAAUACAUUACAGGAAAAUAAAGAGAAUACUGAAGUCUCACAACAAUAACUCAGUUGACCCUUGUAUGAGAAACUUGGAUGAGUGUGAGGUGUGCCGGGAUGGAGGGGAGCUGUUCUGUUGUGACAAUUGUUCAAGAGUCUUCCAUGAGGACUGUCACAUCCCACCUGUGGAAGCUGAGAGGACCCCGUGGAGUUGCAUCUUCUGCAGGAUGAACAAGUCUCCAGGAAGCCAACAGUGUUGUCAGGAAUCUGAGGUCCUGGAGAGGCAGAUGUGUCCUGAGGAACAGUUGAAAUGUGAGUUCCUCCUCUUGAAAGUCUAUUGCUGUUCUGAGAGCUCCUUUUUUGCCAAGAUUCCAUACUAUUAUUAUAUUAGAGAGGCGUGUCAAGGCCUGAAGGAGCCCAUGUGGUUGGAUAAAAUCAAGAAAAGGCUGAAUGAGCACGGUUACCCCCAAGUGGAGGGGUUUGUACAAGACAUGCGCCUCAUCUUCCAGAACCACAGGGCCUCUUACAAGUACAAGGAUUUUGGCCAAAUGGGACUUAGACUGGAGGCUGAGUUUGAGAAGAAUUUCAAAGAAGUGUUUGCUAUUCAGGAAACAAAUGGGAACAAUUGACUGGAUUAGUGGAUGCUGAAAGCAUUCAGCAAAUGGCACCCUAAAAUAUGCUGCUGGUUUGCCACUGACUUCAAAAUGAGGUCACUUGGGCACAGCACGUGCAGGGAGGGGCUUUUCUCUGAGCCUCCCUCAUCCGCCCAAAGACAAAUCCUCAAAAGGAAAUUCAAUCAUCAUGAAUCACAACCCCAAGUAUCUCAUCAGCCAGGGAAGAGUAAGUGGAAUCACAGGGAAGGUUAUUGGCAGUGACACCAUCCCAUACAGGCUCUUACCUCUUCUCCUGAGGGCUGCUCCAGACAACAUUUAUUACCCAGAAGACCUUUUGUCUGAAAACCAGCCAAGCUUUAUUCAGGACACACUUCUUGCCUUCACUCUCCUACCUCCGUGGCCACCUCCAUGCAGAAGCCCUAAGCCCACAUUCUUUCCAUAGCUCACGGUGGCGUGUGAGUGUCCAUCAUCUGACUCUUCUUGGAGUCUCAUAUUUCGUGGGACUCCUGUGCAAACAUAUGUUAUUAAAAUUUUUUUCCUCCUGUUAA